AUGGCUGAAUCUCUGGAUAUUGGAGUUCCAUGGAUUAUGUGUCAACAGCCUGAUGCUCCACAGCCGAUAAUAAACACCUGCAAUGGCUGGUACUGUCACGAUUUUGAACCAAACAAUGAGAAUAGCCCUAAGAUAUGGACUGAAAACUGGACCGGAUGGUUCAAGGCUUGGGGUGGAGGAGAUCCAUAUAGAACCGCAGAGGAUGUGGCUUAUGCUGUUGCAAGAUUCUUCCAAACCGGAGGCUCCUUACAAAAUUACUAUAUGUAUCACGGUGGAACUAAUUAUGGUAGGGAAGCUGGUGGUCCGUAUAUUAGCACAACGUAUGACUACAAUGCACCAUUGGAUGAAUAUGGAAAUCUAAACCAACCAAAGUAUGGACAUUUGAAGCAACUCCAUGACACGCUACAUUCACUGGAGAAAAUUCUCACCUAUGGCAAUGUUACCAAUACAGAUUUUGGAAAUUCUGUUAAGUCUACCGUUUUCACUCUCAAUGGUACGUCAGCUUGCUUCUUUGAGAACUCAAAUACUACAACAGAUGCCACCAUCACUUACCAAGGAUCCCAAUACAAUGUUCCGGCUUGGUCCGUUAGUAUACUCCCCGACUGCAAAAAAGAAGUCUAUAACACAGCAAAGGUGAACACCCAAACUUGGGUGAAGGUGAAGAGGUCAGAUGAGGCAGAGAACGAACCAGUUUCUUUAAGCUGGACAUGGAGGCCUGAGGCAAUAGAUGACACUGUUGUUCAUGGCAAAGGUCAUGUAUCUGCAAAUAGACUCCUUGACCAGAAAGUUAUUAAUGAUGCUUCGGACUAUCUUUGGUACAUGACCAGAGUGAAUCUCGAGAAGAACGAUCCUAUUUGGAGCGGCAAUUUGAGCCUUCGAGUGAAUGCCACUGGCCACAUUUUGCAUGCAUAUGUCAAUGGUCAAUACGCUGGUUCUGAAUGGGCUCCUUAUGGUGUAUUCAACUAUGUAUUCAAGAAGGACAUUCAAUUGAAUCGUGGAUCUAACCAAAUCGCAUUGCUUAGCGCAACAGUUGGACUUAUUAACUACGGUGCAAGAUUUGACGAGAUUCCAGCUGGAAUUUCCGGGCCAGUCGAGAUAGUCGGAAGAAAUGGUGAUGAGACGAUCAUAAAGGAUUUGUCACACCACAAAUGGUCUUACAAGGUUGGUCUACGCGGCCUCAGCAAGAAAAUUUUCAAGUCUUCUGAUCCAUCACUUUGGCAAUCUCAAGAUCUACCCGUCAAUAGAAGGAUGACUUGGUACAAGACAACUUUCAAAGCUCCACUGGGAGAAGAUCCAGUUGCGGUAAAUCUUCAAGGAUUAGGCAAAGGUUGGGCCUGGGUAAAUGGCAACAAUUUGGGCCGGUAUUGGCCUAGUCUCUUGGCGGAUGACCAAUGCUCAACCGACCCCUGCGACUAUCGUGGACCUUAUACCAAUAGCAAAUGUGUCACGGGCUGUGGCGAACCAACCCAAACAUGGUACCAUGUUCCUCGGUCGUUCUUGAAUGACGGUGAUAAUGAAUUGGUUUUGUUUGAGGAAUUUGGAGGCAACCCUUCGCAGGUGACUUUCCAAACGGUUACUGUUGGGACAACAUGCGGCAAUGCGUACGAGAAUACUGUUCUGGAAAUUUCAUGCCAAGGUCGACCCAUUUCUGACAUUAAAUUUGCCAGUUUUGGUAACCCAGAGGGAACUUGUGGUUCAUUCCGGAAGGGUACUUGUGAUGCCAACAAUGAUCCACUUUUGGUUGUUCGCGAGGCAUGUGUUGGGAAAGAAUCUUGCUCGUUCGCUGCUUCUGAAACCUUACUGGGGCCAACCAAUUGCGAUGCAAGCGUUACCAAGAGACUCGUGGUAGAAGCUGUCUGCUAG
Molecule: messenger RNA, 1863 nt
Organism: Coffea eugenioides
Lineage: Eukaryota; Viridiplantae; Streptophyta; Magnoliopsida; Gentianales; Rubiaceae
Product: beta-galactosidase 15-like
Exons: 12
Coding region: 1-1863 (620 amino acids)
Biological process (GO): carbohydrate metabolic process
Cellular component (GO): vacuole; cell wall
Molecular function (GO): beta-galactosidase activity; carbohydrate binding
Source: RefSeq, a predicted model, not a curated record